AUGCGCGACAACUGUGGUAGCAAAAAGAUCUUUGGAAAGCAGUUGCCCUGUCCCGACAACGGCCCCGCUGUGGAGCCGGAUAAAGAAUUACGGGAGCUGCUCGUGUCAACAUGUGGACCCACCUACGAGCAUUCCAAGGCCUGUUGCAGUCAGGACCAGCUCGAAAACCUCAUAGCUUCCACAAAGCAGGCAUCGCCCAUGAUCUCCGCCUGCCCCGCCUGUUGGGCCAACUUCCAGAACUUCUUCUGCACCUUUACCUGUUCGCCCAACCAAUCCACAUUCUUGAACGUCACAGAAACCGGACUAUCAGUUGACAAGAAACCUGUCGUCACCAGGCUCGAUUUCAUCGUCUCGGAUCAGUAUGGCUCUGGAUUUUAUGAUUCUUGCAAAGACGUCAAGUUUGCCGCGACCAAUGGAUAUGCUAUGGAUAUGAUUGGAGGCGGCGCCAAGAAUUGGAGAGAGAUGGUCGCUUUCAUGGGAACAGAACGCGAUAUUGGCUCGCCCUUUCAGAUCGAUUUCCCAAUCGACGAUCCCACAGGAGUCCUGAAGCCGUUCGAUGGCAUUACUCGGCAGUGUAACGAUACGGAUGUGCAAUACCGAUGCGCUUGUGUCGACUGCUUGCCCGUGUGCCCAGUUCUACCACCAACAUCGGAUGAGAAACCCCCUUGCAGGGUCUUUGGAGUGUCAUGCUGGAGCUUUUCCCUGACGUUUAUCUACACGGUGACCCUUGCAGCAGCGAUUGGCAUGUUUGCGAUUCGCAAGAAAAUUUCAGCUGGAGACCUGAUUGGAUUCGAGCCCGUAACGCGUCAUGAUGAGGAUGAGGACGAAGACAGCCAGCAUCUUUUGGAUCCAGAUCAAUACACAAGCCGAUACGUUGUCAGCGCCCUUCUUCAAGAGUGGUUCUAUCAUCAGGGGCGUCUCUGCGCCAAACAUGCCUGGAGGACCAUUGCCAUCUGCUUCGGCCUCGUCGCCUUCUUUUCUGUUGGAUGGUCCCGUUUCGGCGUGGAGACAGACCCCGUCAAGCUGUGGGUCGCGCCGGACUCGAUCAGUGCGACUCGAAAGGCGAUCUUUGACCAGAACUUCGGACCAUUCUACAGGACUGCACAAGUUAUUGUCUCGUAUAAGGACGGCGCGAGCCCUAUCGCGGAUGAGCAAUCCUUCAGGCGACUUUUCAUGAUCAACGACCACAUCAAGGCUCUCCAGACUGAAAGGGGUGUAAUGUUGAACGACAUCUGCUUUCACCCUACAGGAGACGAGUGCGUGAUUCAAUCACCCACAGGAUACUGGCAGGAUGACAUUGACAGGUUCUCGAGUUCGUGGAAGGACGAGUUUGAAGGAUGUACCAACAACCCUGCUGAUUGUUUACCAGAGUUUCAGCAACCACUCAAGCCAGAUAUUAUUCUGGGUGGUUUCGAAGAUGAGGACUAUCUUAGUGCCAAGGCAUUUAUCAUCACUUACGUCAUUCAGAACUCGGUCGACAAUGAGGUUACGGAAAGGGCACAUGAGUGGGAGCUCCGUUAUUUGGAAUUCAUGGACGAUCUAGUUCACAAUCGGAUCAAGGACAUUCGAACUGAGGAUUUACGCAUCUCUUACUCGUCCGAGUCCUCGCUGGAGAUUGAGCUGAACAAGUCGAGCAAUACCGACAUCCGCACAGUGGUCUUGUCCUAUCUGGCCAUGUUCCUGUAUGCCUCGCUGGCGUUGGGUCGGUUUCAGCUUUCGUCGCCCAAAAGAAUAGUCAUCGAUUCCAAGUUCACGCUGGGCAUGAGUGGCAUCUUUAUCGUAUUGGCUUCAAUCUCAACAUCUGUGGGCAUCUUUUCCUUCCUGGGCUACAAGAUUACGUUGAUUAUCGCCGAGGUCAUCCCAUUCUUGGUCUUGGCCGUUGGUGUCGAUAACAUUUUUAUUCUCUGUCACGAGUUUGAGCGGCGCAAGAUGAAUCAUCCCGAGGAAACCAUCGAGGAGUGUGCAGGACGCACUCUGGGAAGGAUGGGUCCCAGUAUCCUCCUGAGCGCACUCAGUGAGACAAUUGCAUUUGCACUUGGGGGAAUGGUAACGAUGCCUGCGGUUAGCGUCUUUGCCAUGUAUGCGGCCAUGGCGGUUUGGGUGGACUUCUUGCUCCAAGUGACUGCGUUCGUAUCAUGCAUCGCCCUGGAUGCUCAAAGGACGGAGGAAGACCGCGUCGAUUGUAUGCCUUGUCUUCUGAUCUCUCCAGCACCGCAAGCAAUCGAGACCGAGGGGAUAUUGCCCGCCUGGGUACGCAAGUACUAUGGACCCCUGAUUUUGAACAGCUCGGUCAAAAAGAUUAUCAUUGCAAUGUUCCUUGGAUUGUUGACCGCUGGACUAUGUCUUUUGCCCAGCUUGGAGAUUGGCCUCGAUCAACGACUGGCCCUACCAAAUGACUCGUACAUGGUGCAGUUCUUCAACGAUCUCGACGGAUAUUUCCGCGUCGGACCCCCGGUUUAUUUUGUUGUUCAGGACGUUGACACCACUACUCGUCACGGUCAGCAGCAGAUUUGUGCUCGCUUUUCGACAUGCUCCGAUUCCUCUAUCGCCAAUGUACUAGAGCAGGAGCGUAAGCGACCUCAGGUCUCCUAUAUCGAACAGCCAGCGGCCGUCUGGAUCGAUGACUUUUUGCACUGGCUUAACCCCGCAUUCGAGAGCUGCUGUAGCUUCAGAAAGAGAGACCCGCGCAAACCCUGCGGACCAUGGGAUGACGAGGACGACUGCAACGUCUGUUAUGCAAAUAAGGAUCCUGGAUGGAAUAUUUCGAUGAAUGGUCUGCCUGAGGGAGAGGAAUUUAUGAAGUACCUAGAUAUCUGGAUGAAGGCGAACCCGGACGAAUAUUGCCCCUUGGCCGGAAAAGCUGCUUAUGGAGAUGCAAUCAAAUUGAAUGCGGCAGGCAAUCGAGUCAAGAUGUCGCACUUCAGGACAUAUCACACUCCGAUGAGAAACCAGCAUGAUUUCAUUGCUGGAUACAAGAGUGCACACAGGAUCGCGGAUCAAGUAUCAGCAGAAACCGGUGCGACUGUGUUUCCAUAUUCAGUCUUCUACAUCUUUUUCGAGCAGUAUGUCGGCAUCAUCCCAUUGACCCUCAGGCUGUUGGUGGUGGCCAUGGUAUCAGUUGGACUGGUGACAGCAGGUAUCUUGGGCAGCGUCAAAGUGGCAUGUGUGGUCGUGGGAGUCGUUGGCAUGAUUAUGGUCGAUGUGGUGGGCGCCAUGGUACUGAUGGGCGUCUCUUUAAACGCCAUCUCGCUCGUGAACCUCGUCAUUUGCGUCGGUAUCAGUGUCGAGUUUUGCUCCCAUAUUGCUCGAGCGACUGUUGAAGCUGAAGGAAGCCCUGACGAGCGCGUCUUUGGGGCCCUUGUCGAAGUCGGCAGCUCUGUACGUACCUCCCCAUGCUUCGUUGAUCAAUCAAUUCACUUUCUUUCAGUUCCGAUUCUGUGCACUAACAAAAUCUGCUUUCAAAUUUUGCUAGGUUUUCUCGGGUAUCACUCUGACAAAGUUCCUUGGAAUCUUUGUGCUGGCGUUCACGCGAUCCAAGAUCUUUGA
This is a messenger RNA of Gamsiella multidivaricata, 3546 nucleotides long. RefSeq names its product patched family-domain-containing protein. Gene Ontology annotation, cellular component: membrane. The transcript has 3 exons. The record is from RefSeq and is a predicted model, not a curated record. The coding region runs from base 1 to 3546 and encodes 1181 amino acids. NCBI's taxonomy places the organism in Eukaryota, Fungi, Mortierellomycota, Mortierellomycetes, Mortierellales, Mortierellaceae.